GAAAUAACCAAGAUUCUAUUUAGUUUGUGUGUUACACAAAUAGAACAGUUUAUUGAUAGCAUUUGCAGGAUUCGCCAUUUUUUAUUCCUUUUCCAAUAUUUUAUCAAUAUAGUAUUACUACGAACGUAUGUUAGUGUCUACGUACGUAUAUUAGUCAUUACUAGGUUACAAUGAAUUAAUUAAAAAUGUGACGUGAAGUUCUUUACAUAAAAACUUUUUGGAAGUGAUGUGUUGUUAAAGUGACUGAAUAUUGUUUUUCCAAUAAUGCCUAAUCGCCAUUUAGGCAAUAUACCGGAAGGCGAGGCUAGCAAGUAUUAUAGCUUGCCUCGCCUUAAACGCAAGGAAACAUGGAGGAAAAAGGGGCUGGACACAUGGUUCGGGCGGCCGAAGAAGACGGGCGGUGGGAUCGAGCGCGGCUACGAGACGGUGCCGCGGGGGGCGGAGCCGCGCGCUGAGGACGACGAGCCCUCCGCCACCGCGGAGUACACCAACAAGAUCGAUGCCCUCGAUGACAACCAGCUUCAACGAAGAUUUGAGGAAAUGCUGACCGAUAUGAAUAUCAGUGAGGAGAAGAAAGAACCGUUAAGAAAAUACUCAAGGGAUCAAAAGAAGAAAAUGUUAGUUGCCUACAAAUUUGUUAAUGCACAGGAAGGUCGUUCAAAGUUUGAAAAGCCAUCUGACUAUGUGUCAUAUCUAAAUCAACCGGAGCUAUCAGUGGGCAAGCUGCAUGGCUGCUUGGAGAACUUGAGGAUAGCUCUCACAAAUAAUCCGUUGUCAUGGAUACAGGAAUUUGGCACCAAAGGCAUCGAGAGUCUACUUACCACACUUAAUAUAUGUUAUACAAACGAUGCUCGUUACGAUCGUGUGCAGUACGAAUGCAUCAGAUGUUUAUCUGCCAUCCUUAAUAAUACCGUUGGCAUACGAACUGUGUUCGAAUGUCGGGAGGCGCUGCCCGUACUCGCGCGCAGUCUUGAUGCGCGCAAACCGCACUGUGCAUUGGAAGCGGCUAAGGUGCUGGCAGCCAUUUGCCUUAUCCCCAAUGGGCAUGAGAAAGUGCUGGAAGCGAUCACGAUGGCGGGCGAAUCGAGCAGACGUCCGCGGUUGCUGCCCAUCGUGGAAUGCUUGGAUAGUAAAUCUCCUGAGAGUUUAAAGAAUGGAUGUAUGCAACUUAUGAAUGCUAUAAUCACAGAGCCGGAAGAAUUGGAAUUCAGGAUGCACUUACGGAGCGAGUUUAUGAGAACUGGGCUCUAUGAUCUUAUUGACGAAUUGCGAGCGGCGGCAGAGGGCGCCAGACAGAUCCAGAUGAAUGUUUUCGACACACACGCCUCCGCGGACCAGGACGAGUUUCUAGCCAAGUUUGAUGACGUCAGAGUUGACUUCAAUGACCCCAACGAAUGUUUCGAGCUGGUGAAGAACCUGGUGAUGGACACACCGGCUGAACCCUACCUGCUGUCCAUAUUACAACAUCUACUCUUCAUACGAGAUGAUGAGUUAAUAAGGCCGGCAUAUUACAAGCUGAUAGAGGAAUGUGUGACUCAGAUAGUGUUACAUAAAAACGGCUACGACCCAGACUUCCGCGCGACGCAGCGGUUCAAUAUUGACGUACAACCCCUUAUUGAUGGAUUAAUAGAGAAAUCUCGCGCGGAAGAAGAACGUAAGAUAGAGGAAUUGAAAGGCAAGCUGGAGGCGGCGAUCGCGGCCAGGCAGGAGGCGGAGGCACGCGCCGCCCACCUGGAGGACCGCCUCAAGCAAGCAGCCACGCCCACCGGCCCGGGCGGCGUCUCGCAAGGCAACAUCGCUGCUAUCGCCAAGGCGAUCGGCAGUCCCGGAGGACCACCACCGCCGCCUCCGCCUCCGAUGCCAGGAGGAUGCGGUCCACCUCCACCUCCACCUCCGCCGAUGCCUAAAGGAGCAGGUGGUCCUCCGCCUCCGCCUCCGCUGCCGGGAAUGGGUGGUCCUCCUCCGCCCCCGCCUCCGCCGGGCUUCGGACCGCCGCCUCCGCCUCCCAUGAUGGGAGGACCUCCUCCGCCCCCGCCCUUCGGAGGUCCUGCCGCGCCUAGAAUGCCCCAACCAGACAUUUUACCUUAUGGUUUGAAACCUAAAAAGAAGUGGGAAGUGGAAGGUCCACUGAAGCGAGCCAACUGGAAGACAAUUAUACCACAAAAGAUGUCAGAGAAAGCAUUUUGGGUUAAGGUCCAAGAGGACAAACUUGCGUCUCCAGACAUCCUAACCGGCUUGGCGCAAAAAUUCUCAAGCAAACCUGUCGCUAAGAAGAACGAAGAUGCGGUCGACAAGGUGCAUACAUUGAAGAAGGUGAAAGACCUGAAGGUCCUGGACAGCAAGGCUGCACAGAACCUGUCCAUCCUGCUGAGCGGCAGCCUUAAACAUAUGUCCUACGAUCAUAUCAGGACAUGUGUGCUCCGAUGUGAUACAACUGUGCUCACAGCUGAUGUACUGGAUCUGUUAAUACAGCACAUACCUCCAGCGGAUCAACUAAAAAAGCUAUCAGAGUUGAAAUGCAAGAGCGAGGAGCUGACGGAGGCGGAGCAGUUCGCCGCCACUGUAGCUGAUGUGAAGCGGCUCGUGCCCCGCCUCAGGAGUCUGGCCUUCAGGGAACACUACUCUGAGCUUAUAUCUGAAGUUAAACCGGAUAUAGUAUCGGGCACUGCGGCGUGCGAAGAAGUCAAAUCAAGCGGCAAGUUCGCCAAGAUAUUGGAGCUCUUGUUACUACUUGGAAACUAUAUGAAUACGGGCUCAAAUAAUGCUGGUGCAUACGGUUUUGAAAUAAGCUUCCUCACUAAGUUGACUGCAACAAAAGAUCUGGAAAAUAAACAAACACUUCUACAUUAUCUAGUCGAAACGAUAGAAAGCAAGUUCCCUGAUGCUUUAACAUUUGCGGAGGAAAUGCCUCACAUAGACAGGGCGGCGAGAGUGUCUAUGGAAAAUGUUCAGAAAGCACUCAAGAAGAUGGAAAACGAUAUAAAAGCAUUGGAAAUGGAUCUGAACAACGCCCGCGUACCGCAGAGUCCAGACGACUUAUUCAAUGAGAGCAUGGGCUCAUUCGCUGUGGAGGCUCGCGAGCAGUGCGACCUGCUGCACUCGAUGUUCCGCAAGAUGGAGGCGCUGUACGGCGAGCUCGCAGAGUACUACGUCUUCGACCCGCACAAGUACACGCUUGAGGAGUUCUUCUCUGAUAUCAAGACCUUUAAAGAUUCAUUCGCUGCUGCGCACCAAGAGAACGUGGUGGCGCGUGAGACGGAGGAGCGCGCAAGACGAGCGCGUGAGGCGCGCGCGACUGCGGAGCGCGAGCGCAGGGACCGUCAGCACAGAUACAAGCAGUUUGUUGACAUGGAGCGCGCGCAGGACGGCGUCAUGGACAGUUUGAUGGAGGCGCUGCAGAGCGGCUCUGCGUUCAGUAGAGAGCGGCCGCGGAAGAAGGCCAACCCGAGAGUCGCAGGAGCUGAACGACGAGCCCAGCUGAGCAGGUCGCGGUCACGAUCCGGUCUCACCGGACCGCUCACCUCGAGAGAACUCACUAAUGAGCUGCUGAGCAACGCGUGAUGUCCCAUACAGUGAUAUUAGUACUCUAAUAUAUUUAGUUAGUAAGCGCUUAUAACAUAUACUAUUGUAUAUUUAUAUCUUUAUAUGUAUGCCUUGUGAUGUGAUAACUAAGAGGUUAAGUCAAACUGCGGUGCAUUGAGAAAAAAACGUAAAAAAACUUAUGAAUUUUAAAUUAAUGAAAAAAUAGGAAAGGAAUUUCAGGUUAAUUUUAAAUAU
Papilio xuthus (Asian swallowtail) is the source of this 3777-nucleotide messenger RNA. RefSeq names its product diaphanous related formin 1 (gene dia). Lineage: Eukaryota; Metazoa; Arthropoda; Insecta; Lepidoptera; Papilionidae. Bases 265 to 3561 code for a protein of 1098 amino acids. The record is from RefSeq and is a predicted model, not a curated record. The transcript has 26 exons. Gene Ontology annotation, biological process: actin filament polymerization; actin cytoskeleton organization. Gene Ontology annotation, molecular function: actin binding; small GTPase binding. Gene Ontology annotation, cellular component: actin filament.